AUGAAGGGGAUAGUCCUAGUACUGAUUUGUAGNAAGAUUGUGGACACAAACAUACGCCCAAACACGUCUUUUGUGAAACAUUUCCUGCCGACCGAGCUGAGCAUUUCUAUCUGUCUGAGUCACAGGAACGCCAUCAAUACACACGAGGUUAUUCUGUGUGAAGGGUUUGUCUUUAUGAUUAUGGAUUAUGCUGUCCGCGGUGAUCUUCUGACCCUGAUUCGACAAAAUGGCAGUAUGUCGGACAUGGAAGCACGCCAGACGUUCUCAGGAAUCGCUCAGGGAAUUAAGUAUCUCCAUGAUAACGACAUAUCACACCGGGAUAUAAAAUGUGAAAACAUCUUCUUGAUGAAGGACAAAACUCCGGUGAUCGGGGACUUCGGGUUCGCCAAGCGUGUCCGUCUCGUGAACGGAAAGCCAUGUCCCAGCACAUCAUACUGUGGUAGUAUGGCAUACGCCUCACCUCAGCUGCUGUUUAACCAACCUUACGACCCAAAGAUGAACGAUAUAUGGAGCCUCGGCUGUGUCCUCUUUAUCAUGAUUUGUGCCACCAUGCCAUACGACGACAUGCGCCUGGGUUUAAUGCGCAGGAAAAGGGUAUUCGAGAAGGUCAUGUUUCCGGUCAGGGUAGUAGAUAGGCUACAUCCAGACUGCAAGGACCUCAUCUACAAGAUGCUUGAGGCUGAGACUGAUCAGAGGUUCAUCAUAGAGGGUGUUCUGGCGCAUCAUUGGCUCAAGGAAGUCACAUGAUAUAUUUAAACUAGAGAAUUGUUCAGCUUUGAGUCAGAGCUCUUCUUAAAAUAUGAUGCAAUACAUCGUUAAAUAUCCAUGCAUGCGGACCUCCUUCGGAGACACUCACCACGCAUAUAAGCAUAUAUGUAUAUUUAAAUAUAUUUCAAGCUAUAUAAUAAAUAUAAACUGAAUAGUCUUUAUUUUCAUAACCAACCCAUUUCAAUGGUUAAGGUCAACCCUCGGUAAAGUGCCUCUAGAUGGUUCUAAGAUCCCUGUGGUAAGCUAGCAUUACACACAACGUUUGUUGAUGGUAUCCAUGUCUUCUCAAAAUGGAGCUUAGUAUAGACCUAUUGAUUACUCUAUACUAAAACUAAGCUGGGUUUGUCGGAAUGGCUUAAGUGUAAGUAAACAGUGAAAAUCGUCAUUGCCUCUUCAGCACACUCUAGACUCUCACAGUGUUUCCAGGCAAAGCAGGAGCGUUGGUUCAAUAGGUCAAGUGCCGUUCCGCCCGGAUGUGUGACGUUAUGCAUUCCUCGUGUCUCGAGGGUCAUGCGCAAUGAGAGCUGAUCUAUCUGUCACCUCAAAGUUUAGUCUAAACAUAUUUAUUGCCAAAAGUAGACAGAGGGAUAAGUUACAAGUUUUAAAUAAAAUACAACUUACCAACGCCUUCUCCAAAUACACAUUUUCAAUGAUACAGUCGUAAAUACAAUUUGAACUCCAAAUCUCUGGCUGGAUUUAAUAAAUUUGCACAUAUCUGAAGUCCACGGAAAAUAGGGAAUGUCAAACAAAACUAUUUCGUAAUUUAACGCAACAUUCAAAUUAUUUAAAUUUUGAACCAGAAUACGUCUUUCAAUCGUAAAAAGUUGACAUUCCAAAAAGUAGUGAGAGACAUUAUCAUAUGGAUGACCACGCAAGCUGUACUUUCAACAAGGUUAACUCUAAAGAGGUCGUUAUUGAGGGAACUGCAAUGGUGUGUGAGCUUAGUAUGCAAAAUAUGAAGUUUACGAUUUCCGAAUUUAAGGUAGAUAGAUGGAACUGAUUGUAUAUUUGAUGUUAAACAGGUUUUGAAUAAAUUUAUAGAGGGCAAUGAUC
Molecule: messenger RNA, 1821 nt
Organism: Mizuhopecten yessoensis (Yesso scallop)
Lineage: Eukaryota; Metazoa; Mollusca; Bivalvia; Pectinida; Pectinidae
Product: testis-specific serine/threonine-protein kinase 2-like
Exons: 1
Coding region: 1-747 (248 amino acids)
Biological process (GO): intracellular signal transduction; protein phosphorylation; microtubule cytoskeleton organization
Cellular component (GO): cytoplasm
Molecular function (GO): tau-protein kinase activity; ATP binding; protein serine/threonine kinase activity
Source: RefSeq, a predicted model, not a curated record